Molecule: messenger RNA, 2123 nt
Organism: Oncorhynchus mykiss (rainbow trout)
Lineage: Eukaryota; Metazoa; Chordata; Actinopteri; Salmoniformes; Salmonidae
Source: RefSeq, a predicted model, not a curated record
GUGGGAGGGUUGUCACAUUAGUGGUGCGACAGAAGAUUGACUGACCCAGGUUCUGUCAGGGAUGGGCUGUGCUCAGGAGACUCUUCAUUCAGCAAUCAGCUGAAGAAGGGCAAUAAGAACGGGAAGGGCCUGAGUCAUUUCUCCAUGAAGGCGUGUGCGAAGGUGCAGAAGAAAGGCAACACUUCCUACAACGAGGUCGCCGACGAACUGGUGGCUGAGUUCACCCACUCCACCACCGUCAUGACCACAGACUCGCAAGUGUAUGACCAGAAGAACAUCCGUAGGCGCGUGUAUGUAUGAUCCGCUGGAGUGGCCUGCCCACCAACUCAGCCCAGGAGUGUCAAAACCUGGAGAAAAUCUCUUUCAAGAACCUAGUGCAGAGAAACAAAGCCAGUGAGGCUUCCUCCCUGGCCCUUCCCCCUUCCAGCUCUGUCAUUCAGCUCCCCUUCAUCUUCCUCAACACAGACGUACGCACCGUCAUCGACUGCUCCACCUCCAGCGACAAUCACUCUAGACUAGAGCUUCCACAUGGUCUGUGCAAGUCCCUACUGUCGAUGCGAAUUUCAACUUCAACAACACCUUUUGAGAUCCACGAUGACAUAGAAGCGCAUGGGGUUGUCCCUGGACCUGGAGAGUGGGAAGUGCACCGCAGACAAUCUCGUCCUGGCCAAGUCCCUCAUUCCCAGGUCCCUGGAGAUCUACAUCAUAGGCAUGGCCAGAGGCACCAGUCAAACAAGCUCUUUCCCAGAUGACCUGGUCUCUGCCUCUUUGAAUGGAAGGAGGAGUUACAGCCACAGUAGCGCCACCCUCUCUGAGUCUCGAGGCCAGAUGCCCAGCUCCUUCUGGAUGUGGCCAGAUAUACAGGAAAUAGGUUGCCAGUCAUUCAGGUCUAUGAUAUGAUAUUUUAGAAGCAUUUAUAUAUCUGUUUCUGUCUUAAUUUCUCCCUUGUAGUUAUUUUGGUCAAUGUCUUCAUGGCUGCUGCCCCUGUAUUUCCUGCAGCGGUGAAAAGGUUCCACAUUUUUCUGCCAAGAGGCGAUAUCUGCGUAAUCUCCCGGGAAAAAGUCUGUUGUUUUUAGAUGGAGUGCAAUGUUUUGUAGUCAUUUUCUACUCUACAUACGUGCUAGAGGAGUGUGGCUAUGCAUAAAAACACUCACCACAGACUCGUGACGGAAUAUUUUUCAGGAUUAUUGAAGAUGUCUUCUUAUUAAUUUCCCUCUUACAAUGAAACAUGUCAAACGUAUAUGAAUAGUGUGUGUGUUGAUGUAUGCUAGUGGUUUGACUUUCUGUUCCUCCUUUAACGCAAUGUUUGUCUAAUCAAUGGGAUCCCGUCCGAUCCUAUUCUAAGUUUGCAUUUUAAUUUAAGGUCUGUUUAGGUUAAUAGAAGGGGAUUUCUAGGCUUCUUUGAACCACCCCUAAACAUUCUGUAAAAUAUAUUUUUUUUUACUCUACUUAUGAUACUCCUUUACUAUUUUUUGCAGUUUAAUGUCAGCCAUUAGAUGCAACUGUGUGGAAAGAUGCCAGCAGUAACCUUUAACCCAUGUAUUAGCCCUACCUUGCCUAGAAACAAGGGUACAUGAGUACAUUUAGUUUAAUUUUAAGUGUGAACCAUUAUUAGUCUGUCUAUCAUCAAUGCCUUUUUUAAUAUAAUCAUUGUGCCGAUAUGUAAUGGCCUAUUCCGUUCAAUGCGUUGUACCCUCCUGAACACAACCUCUGUGUCAUCGUGACCUUUGGACACUUGAGCACGUUAGGCCCUCUGGACAUUGCACUUGGGGAAAUGUGUGUACUCUCUUUUAGAAUGUUCUGCUUUGUGGUUGCAGAUAUGACUGGGUCUGUAAAUAUACAUAAACAUAAUUUUGGCUAAAUUAAUAUUUUCAAGAAGAAUUUUCUCCAAGUUUAGGUAUUUAUCUCUUGGACACAACAUUUUCUUGUGUCAGUUUCUUUGUCCUGGUCCUGGGGACACAAAGGGGUGCACAUUUUUGUUUUACACACCUGAUUCCACUAAUCAUUGAUUUGAUGUUGAGUUGAUUAGUGGAAUUGGGUGUGAUGCUACUGCCUUAAAAAUGUUUGCAGCUUUUGGGUCCGCAGGACCAGGAUUGAGAAACACUGAUUUAGAAAAUGUCCAC